Molecule: messenger RNA, 2961 nt
Organism: Diospyros lotus (date-plum)
Lineage: Eukaryota; Viridiplantae; Streptophyta; Magnoliopsida; Ericales; Ebenaceae
Product: transcription initiation factor TFIID subunit 8
Exons: 3
Coding region: 399-1520 (373 amino acids)
Cellular component (GO): transcription factor TFIID complex
Molecular function (GO): protein heterodimerization activity
Source: RefSeq, a predicted model, not a curated record
UUUCGUCGAUCUCUCUAUCAUUCUCGCUGCCCUGUGUCUUGGCUCGUUCCUCUGCCGAGGGUUUAUAUUCGCCAAUUCGUAAAACCCCUGAUUCACUUUUACGAAUUCUUUUACCAAUUUCAAUGUCACUCUCCUGAGAUCUCAAAACCGGGAAUUCUUCGGCCUCUCUGUCUAUUUCUAGGGUUUUUCUGGCGCUCAAUAUUUAUUUGAAUUACACUUCUCAAAGCGUCAACUCUUGUCAGAUUCACUUCAAAUCACCGGUAAGUCUUUGCAUUUUUUAAUGUAAACGAGGCGUUGGGGUUUGUUUUGUUGAUUUUGCUGCAAUUCAGUUCUAGGGUUUCCGUGAGAAGCUGGGAUUUCAAGGUUGACAAGCCCCUAAAUGAUACGGGGGUUUGAAUAUGAACGAUGGAGGUAGAGAGGAGAGUGUUAAGAGAGAGAAAGAGGGAGGAAACGAAGCACGAAGACGAGCCGGAGCGGACGAGUUCGGCCGAGCCGUGUCGAGGAUUGCAGUGGCUCAGGUAUGCGAGAGUGUUGGGUUUGAGAGCUUCAACGAGUCUGCUCUGGAGGCUCUCACCGACAUUGCGGUUCGCUACCUCCGUGACUUGGGGAAGACGGCGAGUUUUUAUGCCAAUUUAGCUGGUAGGACCGAGUGUAAUGUGUUUGAUGUUGUGCAAGGGUUGGAAGAUUUGGGUUCAUCUAGCGGGUUUGCGGGUGCUUCUGAGAUCAGAAAUUGCAUCACUGGUUCGGGUAUGGUGAAAGAGCUUGUUGAAUAUGUGGAGAAUGCUGAGGAGAUUCCAUUUGCUCAGCCGGUUCCGCACUUUCCAGUGAUGAGGACUCGAACUAUGAUCCCGAGUUUUUUUCAAAUGGGUGAAACACCACCAUUCAAGCACAUUCCACCAUGGCUGCCAGCAUUUCCUGAUCCUCACACAUAUAUACAUACACCAACCUGGAACGAAAGGGAAACAGAUCCUCGGGCAGACAAAAUUGAGCUUGCCAGGCAGAGGAGAAAGGCAGAGAGGUCUUUAUUGAGUUUGCAGCAGCGGUUGGUGGGUCAUGGUUCUGAAAUAGCUUCCACUUCAAUGGAUGCUGAUAGAAAAUGCAAGGCUUUACAUGUUACUGAGACUACGAAUCCAUUUUUAGCUGAGCCUCUACAAGAUGGAGAGCAAGAUGUUUCUUUGGUUCCUCUGCCAGCUAAGCUUUCGGAUAAAGCUUAUACUGAAAACCAUGUUUCUGUGCUAGACACGUUCACCCCUGCUAUUGAAGCAGUAAAGUCUGGUUUUCCAGACACUGGUGAUAUUGAUAGAAACAUUCCACUAGACAAGAGGCCUGCUGUUCGCUUGAAUUUCAAAACUGGGAAGAAGGUAUUACGUGAAUCUUUAGAUGUGAGUCUUCUUAAUCGAGGUUCUAAGAAAUCAGCAUCUUGGAUUGGGCGGGAUGAUGAGAAGGAUGACAAGAAAAGGAGAGCUGAGUUAAUUCUUAGACAAUCUAUGGAAAAUCCACAAGAGCUUAGUCAGUUGUAACUUAAGUGUUGUUGGAUGGUUUGCAUGAGGAAUGUCAUUGCACUCUUCAGAAAGUUAACGGUCCAAGAAAGCUGAAAGGUUAAAGGGCAUGUUGUCAUCAGUGGUUGUUAUGAGAAUCCUGUUGGAAGAACAUUGUAGUCCCAGGUGAAAACAAUUUUUUUAAGGUGUGCUGUAUCUUGUGCUUUUCAAAGAGUGCCAUGUGGAGGAUAUUUUAUCCCCUUUUGGUUUUAAUUGGUAAAGGAUGGUUCUGAUAUUGAUAAACCUGUUGGGCCUCAUGGCAAAGAUUGCUGAAAAUCUGUCUCACUUCAUGAUCUGCAACAAAUGUUUUGUAAUUCUUUGGAACGCAUUUGCAUCGCAUGGUAUGACUAAAAUGCCUGGUUGAUGGAAUCCAAAUUCUUUCUCUGCUGCUUCCAAUAACUUGACAAGGGGUGGACAUGGAAGAGCACUUAAUGCAACCCGGAACUUCCUUGCUUUGCCGUUGCCAGUAGCUAGCACAGGGAAGUGGCAUGCCUUAGGGUUCGCUUCAUCCACGAUUUUCUUGACACGGAUGCUAUUUCUGGCUUCCUUAACCCUAACAAAGCAGCUGUUGCUUUUGAUCUUGAAUUUAGAUUAAUCCAUGUACUGUGAUCUUUUCUUUUUGGAUCUUUUCUCCACCGAUCCAAAGGGUGGUUUCUUUUGUGUAUUAUUUUUCGUUUGUAGCUGGAAGUUUAAAAGGGAUAUAUAUGGAGUCUGAAGUAGGGGUUGCAUAUUUAUAGAUGAAAGUGGUGCUUGUGGUGUCUCAUUGUCUCAAGCCUCAUUUAUUGUCAGCCGGGUCCAGUCCUUCUUAGGGUCCCAAAGGUUGGCCUCUCCUUAACAGAACCACGAAUAGAAGGGGAUGUUACAAAUGGGGGAGAUGUAUGCUGGUGGAAAGAAAGCUGGCCAACUUUUAACAUAAGUAGAUCCCAAAGGAGAAAUGAAUGCUCAAAAGUAUAUAGGCUCGUACAAAAUGUCUAUGGUGGUGCUGCCUCAAAUUGUUUUGAUGGUCGUGGCCUAGGGUUCAGCCAUGGAAGUUUGGGUGGCUGCAUGUUAGAAGGAAAAGAACCGUUGAUUAAAGGUAUUGUAGCGGGCAAUGUAGUUUUGUUGAUUUAUAGCUUUUAGUGGCAAGGAAUGUGGAGAUCAGAAGCAGCAAUGGGGACUUGAUGCAAGAAAAAAAUUGGUGACUUGUGAUCGAAGGUUGAAAUUGUUUAUUGUCUCAUAUAUGCACGUGGUGCAUCCUGCACUCCAUUUUAUUAGUCAGCAGGUGAACGUGAAAGUGAAUCUACUUGUCAUAGGUCUCCAUUUGGUCGCCUUUUUAUCGCAUAGAUUCUCUUUUUACAAUUAUCUUUCUUAGCUGAAGAAAGGGUUUAUUGAGUUCUUCUCAAAGGAAAAUGAAGUCGCAUAGCCUUCGGACUCUUAAAAAUUC